CUGUCACGACGGAGCAGUUUUGUCUCUCAGCGAAACCCUUCAGAUUUCCGGGUGGCCCUUCGUUACAUAUUCAAUUCUUCCGUUCCGGCAAUCUACAUAUACUACAAGCUACAAGCACCACCCACCGGACCAAACCACCAUGACAACCACCACCUCCACCUCCGACAAACCCCCACUCCCCGCCCUCUUUAAACCCACCCUCAUCCUCCACGGCGGCGCGGGGGCGAUUCACCGCUCGACCCUGCCUCCGGACCUCUACGCGCAAUACCACGCCUCCCUCCUGAAAUACCUCCGCUCCACGCGGGCGCUGCUCGAAAGUGGCGCCUCCGCCCUCGACGCGGCCGUCCACGCCGUCUCGCUCAUGGAAGACGACCCGCUCUUCAACUGCGGGCGCGGCAGCGUCUUCACGGCCGCCGGCACCAUCGAAAUGGAAGCCUCGCUUAUGGUUUGCUCCGUCAACCCGGCGCAUCCGUUUGAGGUCGGCAUUAUCAAGCGCGGCGCCGGCGUGAUGGGGCUGAGGAAUGUGAGGCAUCCGAUUCAGUUGGCGCGGGAGGUGUUGGUUCGGUCGGGACGGAAGGAUGGUCGCCGACAUGGUGGCGCUGGUGGUGGUGGUGGUGGUGAGGAUGAAGAUGAUCGUGGCAGCAUGCACUCGCAGCUUGUAGGGCCGUAUGUUGAGGAUGUGCUUGCUAGACAAUGGGGGUUGGAGUUUAAGCCGGAUGAAUGGUUCUUUACGCAGAGGCGGUGGGAGGAGCAUCUUAGGGGUCUCCGCGGGGAAGCGGAGACGGUUACAAUGAGUCAGGGGACGGUGGGGUGUGUUUGUUUAGAUCAAGGUGGGGGUUUGGCCGUUGCGACGAGUACCGGGGGAUUGACGAAUAAGUUGCCUGGGAGGAUUGGGGAUACGCCAACGCUGGGGGCGGGAUUCUGGGCGGAGGCGUGGGAGGAGAAAGGAGAGGAGGAGGUCGUUAGGAGUGGGGGAGAGGAGAUGUGGUAUGGAAGAGCUGAGGUGGGUAUAGAGGAUAGGGUGAAGAAAGGUAUUUGGGAUAUGACUCUCGGAGAUUGUUUGCCUGGGAUGGUUAGAGAGGGCGUCGAUUGGAUGUAUGGAUCUUUGCGCAGCACGGAGGAUGAGGCAUCGUGGAAUCACGAAGCGUGGUCCGAGAAGGAAAGAUUGAUGGCGCAGAAAAAGCGCUCGAGACGUGCGGUUGCGGUGUCGGGUACAGGCAAUGGCGAUUCCUUUCUUCGCACGGCGGCUGCUCGCACAGCUUGCGCCAUCUCUCGCUUCUCGACGCCGAAUCUCUCGUUGGCUGAGGCUGUCGCUGCGGUUGCUGGGCCCCGCGGCGAGUUGCAGCGUUCGGCUGGAGACAGAUGGGGCUUAACGGGUGAAGGUCAGGGUGGGAUCAUCGGAAUUGAGGCAGAGCUAGAUGAGUCUGUAACCAAUGGUGGUGAGCUCAAGCAGGGGAAAGUGGUGUUUGAUUUCAAUUGCGGAGGAUUAUGGAGGGCUUGGAUGGAGGAUAUUGGCGAUGGGAAGGAAGUCGAGCGAGUCAUGGUGUUCAAAGACGAAUACAAAUAGAGAAGAGGACGGUGUCUAGUAGACAAACAUAAGUACCAGGCGAGCGGUACAGGACAGAAG
Molecule: messenger RNA, 1627 nt
Organism: Aspergillus saccharolyticus JOP 1030-1
Lineage: Eukaryota; Fungi; Ascomycota; Eurotiomycetes; Eurotiales; Aspergillaceae
Product: isoaspartyl peptidase/L-asparaginase
Exons: 1
Coding region: 140-1567 (475 amino acids)
Molecular function (GO): hydrolase activity
Source: RefSeq, a predicted model, not a curated record